Molecule: messenger RNA, 2614 nt
Organism: Xenopus laevis (African clawed frog)
Lineage: Eukaryota; Metazoa; Chordata; Amphibia; Anura; Pipidae
Gene: tpd52l2.S
Product: tumor protein D52-like 2 S homeolog
Exons: 9
Coding region: 109-810 (233 amino acids)
Cellular component (GO): cytoplasm
Source: RefSeq, a predicted model, not a curated record
AUAUCAUUUCCGGCAAAACAGACGUCUGCGCAUUUACACUGCUAAAGUGUUGAUUUCCGGAAAUAGGCCACGCCCAGCAGCUGUCGACAACUUCCGGUAAAAGGAGACAUGGAGCCCAGUGGUCAGGACAUCAACCUUAACUCUCCCAACAAAGGUUUGCUGACAGACUAUGUAGCAGAUGUACCUGUGGCUCCCACUGGGGGGCUUGUCCCUGCUGAUGCUGCUGGGAUGGCAGUGUUGCCAGAGGGCCUGACAGAAGCUGAGGCUGAGGAGCUUCGCAGUGAGUUGCUGAAGGUGGAGGAGGAAAUCAACACCCUGCGCCAGGUUCUGGCUGCCAAGGAGAGACAUUCCACUGAGCUUAAGAGGAAACUGGGCCAGACCCCCCUAAAUCAGCUGAAGAUGAACUUGUCCAAGAGCCUUCAGGAGGUGCAGAUGUCAAACGCUUAUGUAAAAACAUCAGAGAAACUUGGCGAGUGGAACGAGAAAGUGACCCAGUCUGAUGUCUACAAGAAGACCCAUGAGACCCUGUCACAGGCAGGGCAGAAAACUUCUGCAGCUUUGUCUAACGUGGGGACAGCUAUCACCCGGAGACUGGGAGACAUGAGGGCUUUCCCUUUCUCUCAGUCAUUUAGCAGCUACUCUAUCCGCCACUCCAUAAGCAUGCCUGCCAUGAGGAACUCACCCACCUUCAAAUCGUUUGAGGAGCGUGUGGGAAGCCUAAAGAGCCGGGUGUCCCUCGGAGGAGGAGAAAGCGACAGCAGCAACUUGCACUCUCCGGAUAACAAGUCACAGGACUCCGCUCCCUUCUAGGCCUUGCUCUCCAUACUGUGACCCAAAAGAACAUGAUUGUUUCCCAGCCACUCCCCUUCCUGUUUCUCUGGCUCUCAGCCUGGGAAUCCCUCCGUUUAAAUGGAAACUUUAAGAAUAGCCUUAGGACAUUAUCUGCAUUGCUGCUGCUGCCUGUAGGGGGAGCAAGUCACAUGGAUGGGGCUGGGGUCGGGGUUGCUGCUGCCUAUAAGGGGUGCACUUCACAUGGGUGGGGCAGCAAGAUGCAUGUUCAUAAAUAUGAAACUAAAACAGCCUCCUUCUAAUAGAUUUGGUAGGGGUGGGGCUACUCUGUUGGGUGGGACUAGGUGGUUAUGUUAUUGUGAUCUAACCUAGUGUGAGGUUAUUGACAAUAAAGUGGAAGAGAGAUGGUAUUCCGUUAUGGGAGGUGCUUGAUAGGACGCUGUUGGUGUGGCUAGAGAGACACUAGAUGAGUUAUUUUGGGAGAUGCUUGUUGGACUGCUUGGGUGGGUCUAGGGAGUAACCAAGGAGGGUGAGGUUGUGGGAGGUGCUUGAUUAGAAUGGUAUGGGUGGGGUUAUAGUAAAAUGAGAGAAGGUGCUUUAAGGGUUAGAAUCCUUAUUUUCAUAUUUAUGGGAACUGCCAUAUUGCUUGCCUCUGUACGGCACUGCCCACUGAUAAGCUUUAAUUCCCUGUAGGUAGCUUGAUGCCAGGCAAGCAUUAUGCAACUCAUGUGAUGUACACUUGUACCCAGACUUCCCUUUAAAUGCAGGAAUCGACAGCUUCUUUGAUUUAGUUUCCCUUUAAAUAGCAGGCGCAGUUGUUCUGUGACACCCCCAACUUGAUGUAAAUCCUAAAACAGGAUGAAGGCGGGGAUUCUGGAUGCAAAUCAUCUCCUAAUUUAACCCUUUUCCUUCCUAUAGGAUAUUCAGACUUGUUGCCCAGGGCAGUGAGAUUGCCCACUGGGUGUGACCCCUUUUCAUACCGAUAAUUUGUGAAUAGGAAACACUAUCAAGCAACUGGCGGGUUUAUCCCAUAUUGUCAGGAAGCCCUGAGGCUAUUUUUGAUUUGAUUUAACCCCCUGCUCACCAGAGAAGGGUGCAAGUUUAUUCUAACUUUGUCUUUUUUCUUUCUCUGUGAUACUUGAACUGCACUGCUUACUAAGCGGGACCACAGGUGCCCCCAUGCAAAUGCUGUAAAGACCAUAGAUAUAUAGAUAUAGAUAUAUAUAUAUAUAUCUAUAUAUAUAUAUAUAUAUAUAUAUAUAUAUAUAUAUACACACACACACAGAACUCUUUUCAUCCAUGCAGUGUCAUUUAUACUGUGUAUCAUUCUGUAUUGCUGCUGUUCUGUCCGUGAGAGAGAGAGGGUGUAAUUAGAACUGCUGGAAAUUAUAGAAAGGAGCAAAGCUGAUUGGUUUAUGUUUUGCAUAUGGAGGGGCUUUACUUUAGGAUCAUGGGAAGGAUUGCAUCACCUCUGGUUUUUAUUGCUGGGAACUGUAGUUCAUUGACAGGUAUAGGGGCCACAGAUGAGCACUCCUUGCCCCAGGGGUAAGUGUGUGGCCCCACUCUCUAUUGUCUUCUCUGUACUGUGCAUUGUUGUUCUCCUAUCACUGUGUAACAUAUAACCAAAGGCAUCACAUCUUGCUGGCACCUGCACUCCCCUUCCUGGGGAGCAAUAGUGGCGCCCCCACUAAUUUCAGGCAUGCAGGUUUUAUCUACAAAAUGUGUUUGUACCACAAAUCCCUCAACUGAAGGGGAGAGGCCACAGCUCUGUAAGUGGCUCCUUCCUCUCUUUAGGGGGCUCUAUCAAUAAAGCAUUUAAUAGGAA